CUGAAGCUGCUGCCAAACCUCAUCGUCUUUAUUUUGGUUUUGUUGUAGAUUCUCAUUACACCAGUCCAUAACACAUUACACAUAGUUAAGCUGCCAUCUAAACUGAUACUUAAUUUCCUUGUUAGGGCCUUUUAUUGUUAAAUAAAUAUACCAAAAACUUGUCACUGCGUGCCUCCCAAUUUGUUAUGCCAUGCUUGAACCAUGUGGUCAUAACAAAUUGGGGGCUCGUCCGGGAUAGGUUUUGUUAAGGUUUUUUUCAUAUCUUUCCAAGGCCUGUAUAGUUAGUUUGAGAGUGUUAUUGUUGGGAGACUUGCAGUGUUUGAGUAGUUGGUUAUUUGUUUGUCUUGCUUGGUUGCAUAUUUGGUUAACUGGUAGUUUUGAUCUUUUGUUUGUUUGGAUAUGGGUUAUUGAGUUGGCCUGUUGAUUGAUUUACUAGUUGGUAGCGAGAUAGGGACUUCUACUUCCAGUUAGAUACGGGGCAGCUCUGAUAAUUAUCCCGCUUGUGCUUUUGGUGAUAUAUCACGCUACUCACCGUUCUGAGUCGGGGCAUCAUAGCUGAUAACAGGUUAUUGGUACUACUGAUUAAGCAUUUGUGGACCGUUGAUUGGCUUACAAUAGGAUGGAUCUUUUUAAGGAGUUUGUGGCCAGUCCAUCAGUCGAGUUGCUUAAAAGAUUAAAAGUUGAAGAAUUGUGGCGGGUCGUCACACAUCAUAGCCUCACCCCCGAUGUUAUGCAGGGUCGGUCUAAGAAAAAGGAGGUGUUUGCUGUAACACAUAUGGGGUUAAUUGACCACGGCGUGUUAGAAGACGACGAAACAUCUAGCCCAGGUGGUUCACCCAUUAAAGGGGCAGGGGCUGGAUUUGUCUCAGUGGGUACGGGUCUAUCCUUUGCAGAGCAAAAAUAACUGUUAGCCAUGCAGAUGGAGUUUCAGGCCAGAGAAUGCCAGAAAGAAAGGGAGGUGCGUCUUGAGCUAGAGAGGUUGCGCCAGACAAGACCAGGGGUCUCAUUUAUAAAACUGUGCGUGGGAUCGUUACUAAAAAUGUGCGUACACCCAGAAGCGAAGUUUUGCGUGCGCCAAAAAAUAUUCAGAUUUAUAAAACACUGCGUACGCACACCUGUACGCAAUCUUUGCUUUAUAAACCACAUACUGACUACAAUUGUGCGCAGCUGAAUCAGCUUCACGUUCCGCCCUCUACACGCCCCUUUUUAACCAUAAAUGGUCAAUGCAAAUGACCUCAUGAAUGCGAUCUGCAUAUAAAACAGACUCAGGUGCCGGUAUUAUUUCUUGUUGGAAACAAUGGCAGGACAGAGAAAAACCAAAAAAAGAAACUUCACGGAGGUUGAGGUGGAGACACUUGUGGGUGAGGUGGAGGCCCGAAAAGAAAUUUUGUUCGGCGGUCACGGAAUCGGGAUCACCAAUAUUAAAAAAAAGAAUGAGUGGCAACAUGUUGCUGCGGCAGUGAACGCUGUCAGUGGUACGGAGCGGACAGUACCCGAAUUGAAAAAGAAGUGGUCCGACAUAAAGGUGGGUGCAAAGCAGAGGCUGUCCUCACACCGCCAGAGCGUGACUGCAACUGGAGGGGGACCCAGUACUCCUGACCUAACCCCAAUUGACAGGCAAGUUGCAUCCAUAAUUGGCACCGCAAGCGUGAGUGGCAUCGUGUCCGAAAGGGAAGGGGACACUGACAACACAGAAGAACAAGAGUCAGCGGUCGGUGGGGAGGAGGACGAUGAUGCCGGCGAGGGGCCCUCGGCCGCAGGUCAUCCGGCUGCCCCCACCCCCAGCACCAAGCGUCAGUCCGCUGGUCGGGUCCUCACAGAUGAAGUUCUGCAGCUACAGAGGGAAACUAUAUGCAGUCAACAACUUGACUGAGGAGAUGAGGCAGAUUCGAAAUGUCAUCACCGAAAUUGCCACAAUAUUAAAAGAUGCUGUGAAAAAAUGAACCUUGAGUCGUCUUCAUUUCAUAAACGCUGCAUGACAUCCGCACGUACUCUUGCACCCUGUUGA
This is a messenger RNA of Gadus chalcogrammus (walleye pollock), 2008 nucleotides long. RefSeq names its product nuclear apoptosis-inducing factor 1-like. Gene Ontology annotation, cellular component: nucleus. The transcript is spliced from 3 exons. Lineage: Eukaryota; Metazoa; Chordata; Actinopteri; Gadiformes; Gadidae. The record is from RefSeq and is a predicted model, not a curated record. Bases 1298 to 1873 code for a protein of 191 amino acids.